Anopheles stephensi (Asian malaria mosquito) is the source of this 2239-nucleotide messenger RNA. Its product is annotated as SET and MYND domain-containing protein DDB_G0273589-like. NCBI's taxonomy places the organism in Eukaryota, Metazoa, Arthropoda, Insecta, Diptera, Culicidae. Gene Ontology annotation, molecular function: protein binding. The coding region runs from base 154 to 1998 and encodes 614 amino acids. The record is from RefSeq and is a predicted model, not a curated record. The transcript is spliced from 2 exons.
GUCGCGCCGGAAAUCUUGUUCAUUCUUGUCUGCGACCUGCUCGAAUAAACAGCGAAGUACAGCCUCGCCAAAGACUAGCCGCCAUCUUGGUUUUACAGCGCCCUGAACCGUGAGGUUGUGCACCGGAAGCGAUACGAGAAUGUGGGUAUCAAAAUGUUUGGAGUUUUGCAGCCUAAAGGAAUCGGUGUGAGCGGCCUGUUCGAAGCACUGUGGGAGCAAGCAAUCCGCAAUUGGACAAAGCGUGCCGGUAAACGCCAACUAACUCACGAACAAUAUGUAGCAUUUAUGGUACAGGAGAUUAGUGGCUUGUUCGAGAACGGCUUUCCGUACCGCCACCUGCUAAACUUGCGUCCGGAUGGGAAAAACAAUGCCAAAGCCAAGGUUCUGCGCAAUCUGGGAAACAGUUUGUACCAUCCGAUUCGGGCAGUCGCGAUGAGCGAAGCGCUGUUGUAUUACAACGAAAGUAUCGCACACGCAGCGAAAGGAUCGAAAGCAAGAGCCCUAGCGUACGGGAAUCGUGCCGCGGUUUGUUACCACUAUCGCCGGUACGCUGAUUGUUUGGAGAAUGUGAGGUUAGCGCGCGCGUCCAACUAUCCGGACCGACUUGCGGCAAAGCUGAAGCAACGGGAAGAGCAAGCUAAGAUUGCGAUGGAGCAGAACCUUUGCGAACAUUUGCAACGCAGCGGCAGGACAACGGAUUUCGUUGCUGAAGAGCUUAAAUUAUGCUGCCAAGCACACGCGAACGUACCGCAAAUGGCGGAAUGUCUACAGCUGGUUCGUAACGCGCAAUUCGGACAGCAUAUAGUGACGAGUCGUCCACUCAAGGUAGGCGAUGUGGCGCUGUUCGAGAAACCGUUCGUUACCAUGGUGAGUCACGAAUUUCGCCAUCUGCGUUGUGGUUACUGCUGUUCCGAAGCGAACUGCUUCACGCUCAUCCCGUGCGAAGGUUGCACCAUGGAGAUGUACUGUUCCGAGGAAUGUUUGAGCAAGGCGUACCAGGAGUACCAUCGGUACGAGUGCGGCAUCGUUCGAGAUCUGAAGCGCAUUGCGGACGAUCCUAUUAAUGGCGUGGAGGGUAUCGCAGUAGCGGUGGCAAUCGUCACGUUUGGCAACGAUCUAGACACCCUUCAAAAGCAUCUCAAUGGGCUAGACGAGUCGAAGGUGAACGCGUUUACGAUGGACUGGAACACGGCAACGGUCAAGGAUAUCUACAACACGGUGCAUGUACUGGCGACCAAUGCAGAAUCUCGCGACCGCAAAGAUAUGGCGCUGCAAAUCUUCCAUUCCACCAUCAUACAUCGACUCGUGCUGGAGCGGACCGAGCUGGGAGCGAUGUGCGCAGCAAAUCCCGACAGAAGCAAACUGCUAUUCGAUUUGAUCCUGCGCCACUGGCAAAUUUGCCAAACGAAUCGCAAAGCAAUGGAUCAAGUGGUGACCCGUGUAGAGCGGUCUGAAGGUGAAGGUGAAGAAGAAUACACUCCCAGCUUUGAAACUUUUGCCAUUGGUUACUUCCCGCUGAUGAGCAUGCUGAACCAUUCCUGCGUUCCGAAUGUAAUGCGGCUCGCGCUGAACGAUGGACGCAGUGCGCUGGUGGUCACCAAACCAGUUGAUGCCGGAGAGCAGCUGUUCGAAUCCUACUUCUCACGUGAUAUGUUAGAUAAUCCCGUGCUAGCGUUUUACAUGGAGAAGUACUACAAAUUUAUCUGCCAAUGUGCUGCCUGCGAGAUACCGGACGGUGAUUGUUACUGCCUGGCAAACUGGAACGAUAUGCGAUUUUUGCAAAAAGUCAUUAUGACGAAACCGGUGUCUAAGAGGUUGAAGCCACUGGUGACUUGCAUGAACGAGCCUGGACGAUGGUAUCCUGCGAACCAACUAGCCCCGCUUCAGCUAUAUCUAAUGCGUCUUCUGAUAGCUAUGUAUAGCGCUCCGCCAACUGUACUGCUGUUUGUUGAAGGCACGUUGCGCAAGCACGCACCCUUGAAGGCAGUUAUUAACUAGCCUAGCCUUUUUGCCCUGCUACAUUCGUUUCCUAUUCAACUGAACUUAAUCUAAUUGGUCUUUGCGGUCAUAAUUCAAAAAUUAUAAGCUCUACCAUUGCUCAUGAAUAUGAUCAAACAUCAAACUCGUGAGCCAGUAGUAAGCCCAAGCUUGCCUUAGAGGCAUAGUUCAACUAAAUGAAACAUUAUGAAUAAAUACCUAUCCUUUUGUACCGCUUAGAUAAAAGGUACGUAAAAACUUA